This is a messenger RNA of Hypanus sabinus (Atlantic stingray), 14724 nucleotides long. Its product is annotated as integrin alpha-7-like. Gene Ontology annotation, cellular component: external side of plasma membrane; integrin complex. Gene Ontology annotation, biological process: leukocyte migration; cell-cell adhesion; cell adhesion mediated by integrin. The record is from RefSeq and is a predicted model, not a curated record. The coding region runs from base 332 to 3601 and encodes 1089 amino acids. Gene Ontology annotation, molecular function: integrin binding. NCBI's taxonomy places the organism in Eukaryota, Metazoa, Chordata, Chondrichthyes, Myliobatiformes, Dasyatidae. The transcript is spliced from 25 exons.
UGUGAGAUAUUUCAAUUUUCUUCAGUUCAGUCUGCUUGAUAAAAUUACCUUACGUAAUUCUGCACGGCGUUAAUUUGUUAAAUACGCUUCUCCUUGUGAUUUCAAAUCUAAAACAACGUAGUGAGGUGUGAAAGGGUUACUGUUAGUGUUGUCGGACUUCAGUGAGAGCCCGUGUGUAUGUGAGGGCGGGAGGGAGGGUUUUACUAACACCACCAGUAGUGGCUGCGGUACAUUCCGUCUCCUGUAAACACGAGGUCGCACACACUCAGCCAGUCAGUACCUCUCUGUCAAGCUGGGAAACGGCUUCUCCUGCACCAGAGACAUUACAGCAAUGACACCUCUCCUGCGCGUGUGUUGGCUGCUCUUGGCAGCCCGCGGCUCGGCGUUUAAUCUGGAAACAACUAACACGAUCGCAAAGGAAGGCGAGAAAGGGAGUUUGUUUGGGUUUUCCGUAGCUUUACACAAACAAAACGGCUUGGACGCUCAGAGUUGGAUUUUGAUUGGAGCACCUCUGGCUCGUGCGCAAUCGCACCAACAUGCAAAUCGCACUGGAGGACUCUUUGCCUGCCCAAUAACCGAAGACAUUGACUGUAAUCAAGUCAGCAUUGAUAAUAAUGUUGACCUGGAGAGAGAGAGCAAAGAAAACCAGUGGUUGGGGGUGACUGUCAAAAGCCAAGGAAUUGGAGGGAAGGUUGUGACAUGUGCCCAUCGCUAUGAGGUGAGGCAGCGCGUGAAUCAGCCGGAGGAAACCCGGGACAUGAUUGGCCGUUGCUACGUCCUGAACCAGGAUUUAACGAUCAAAGACGAGUUGGAGGGCGGGGACUGGAAAUUCUGCGAAGGCCGCUCGCAGGGUCACCACCGAUUCGGCUACUGCCAGCAGGGCAUCGCAGCGGGCUUCACUCCUGACAACCACUACGUCUUUUUCGGUGCCCCAGGCACGUACAACUGGAAAGGUAAUGUUCGGGCAGAACAGCUCAGUCAUACUUUGGUCUACAUGGGCAUCUAUGACGACGGACCAUACGAAGUGGGUGAUGAAAGAAAGCAGCUAGCUGAGCUGGUUCCUGUACCUGCCCAUAGCUACUUAGGAUUCUCUGUCGAUUCAGGUAAAAGUCUCAUUCGACAGAACAAGUUGAGUGUCGUCUCUGGGGCACCAAGAGCCAACCACAAAGGGGCAGUGGUGAUCCUGAGGAAAGAAAGCGUCAACAGGCUAGCACCCGAACACAUCUUGUGGGGAGAGGAACUCGGGUCAUCGUAUGGCUACUCCGUUGCCACGGUGGACCUCAACAGUGACGGGUGGAUGGACCUUGUAGUUGGUGCUCCAUACUUUUUUGACCGAAAGGAAGAAAUUGGUGGUGCUGCCUAUGUCUACAUCAACCAGGCCGGCAAGUUGGAUCGAGUAAACUGUGUCCGUCUGAAUGGGACCAAGGACUCCCUGUUUGGACUGGCUGUGGCUAACAUUGGGGACAUUAAUCAGGAUGGCUAUGAAGACAUUGCUGUUGGGGCCCCAUAUGACGGACAGGGCAAGGUCUACAUCUACCAUGGAAACAAGUUUGGACUGAAUCCAAUUCCUGCUCAGAUAAUUGAAGGAGAAACGGUGGGAGUGACAAAGUUUGGGUACUCCAUAGAUGGAGGAAUAGAUAUCGAUGAUAAUUUUUACCCAGACAUGGUGGUCGGGUCACUUUCUGACUCUGCAGUUCUGUUCAGAGCGUGUCCUGUCAUUAAUGUGACAACACAGGUUUCCAUCAAUCCCCAGCAGAUUGACCUGGAGUUAAAGAGCUGCAGGCAUUUCUCAGGGAUCUGUAUUGAUGUCAAGGCCUGCUUCAAUUAUAAAUCAAAGCCUGAAUCCUACAACCCCAGGAUUGUUCUCGGGUUCACAAUUGAGGCUGAUGCACUGGAGGGUGAUGGGCAGAGGAGGAGACCUCCCCGCGUGUCCUUCCUGAACACGGAAUAUCUGGAAAACCAAUACACUGGCGAGGUGGUCCUGAGAAACCAGAAGGAGGAUAAUUGCACUGAUGUCACAAUGAAACUGCAGGAGAACAUCAGAGAUAAACUGCGGCCCAUUCCCGUGACGUUGACUUAUGUGAUCAAGGAAGCCAAGCGCAAGAAGAAGCAGGCUGAGAGACAGCUGACUAGUUUGAUGCCUGUCUUAAAUGCUGAUAUUCCAAACACAGUAAGAGAGGAGGUGAACUUCCUGAGGGAAGGCUGUGGGCCCGAUAAGAUUUGUCAGAGUAAUUUACAGUUGAAUUAUAGAUUUGGCACCAGGGAUGAUGAUGAUGUUUUCCAUCCAUUGCCACUAGAUGAACAAAGAAGGCAAGUCUUUUCCCUCAGUGACCAGAAGGACAUUGCUCUGGAGAUCAAAGUCACAAACUCACCGUCAGACUCCAAGAACCCAACUAAAGAUGGAGACGAUGCUCAUGAGGCUGUUCUAAACGCAAGCUUUCCAGACACACUCUCCUACUCUGCCUUCCGAUCAUCUCAGGACAAGAACCUGGUCUGUGUGGCAAAUACCAAUGGUUCUCUGGCUGAAUGUGAACUGGGAAACCCCAUGAAGCGAGACGCUCAGGUUACGUUUUACCUGAUCCUAAGCACUUCUCUGAUCACCAUUGAAACCACCACUCUGCCAAUUAUUCUUCAGCUCACAACCAUAAGUGAACAGAGCAAUUUGAACCCUAUCACAGCCACUGCCCACGUGAUGAUCGUUCUACCACUUUCCCUCUCUGGAUCUGUUACACCGAAUUAUGUCUCUUUUGGAGGUGAAAUUGUGGGAGAGAGUGCAAUAGAAGGAGAAGAUGAAGUAGGGAGCAUGGUUGAUUAUGAAUUAGUGGUGCUGAACACGGGAAAACCUUUGAAAGCUUUGAGCUCUGCUUUCCUGAAUAUUCGAUGGCCUCACGAGAUCAGCAAUGGCAAGUGGUUGCUGUACCCAAUGAAGAUAGAAUUUAACGGCAAUGAGAAUACGCAGUGCUCUCCAUUCCAAGCCAUCAACCCCCUUGACCUGACAUUUAGCAACAGAAGCCAAGCAAAACCUCGUGCAGAACGGCUGCAAGGAGACAGUGGAAGCCAGCGACAAAUGGUGGCUCACCAGACAGGAACAAAGAAGAGUCUGACCCUGGACUGUGAUCAGGGGACAGCUAACUGUGUUGUCUUCCAGUGUCCCCUGCAAACCCUGGACACAACCAAAGUGAAAGUAAGAGCACGACUGUGGAACAGCACUUUUCUGGAGGAGUACGCAUCACUCAGUGAAAUACGUGUGGUCAUUCGCGCUGAGAUUAGUGUGAAAUCAAGCAUUAAAAACCUUCAGAAGAAGACUGCUGCACAGGUUACCUUGCCAGUAUAUCCAGAGAAGGCAGGUGUAGUAUAUGGAGAAACACCUUGGUUGAUUAUACUGAUUGCAGUCCUAGCAGGAAUCCUGGUAUUGGCUCUGCUUGUUUUUCUCCUUUGGAAGUGUGGAUUUUUUAAGCGCUCCCGUUACAUCGAUAACGUCCCUCAGUACCACGCCGUGCGGAUAGGAAAAGAGGAGCGACAGCUACACGUUGAUGAAAAAAAGACACAAUAUCAGAAGGAAUGGAUGACUCACUGGAUUGACAGUGACGGCUACUCAUGAACCUUAUUUAUUUUUAUAUACUUUAAUAAGCAGCUUAAAACAAUGCCCUCCCCAACCUCACAACUCCCAACAAACAUGUAUGUUUCUGAUUAUAGCACCUACCAGCUGCACUGAAAACGAACAAGGUGACACUCUGAGACAGUGAGAGCGGCAAACUUGAAUCCUGAAUCCAGAGCAGAUGCUUGACUACUUUCUGUUGGCGACGCUUCCACGAUCUCAUUGUGCAUCACAAUGGUGCUUACCACUGCUGAAUUAGAAGACUUGACGUCAUUCUUAUUAGUUUUUUUUACAUACUGUAGGUAGUAAGCACCCACCCCUCUGCUAGUGUCCACCUCUUUUACCCCGACCUAAAUCAUGUUAUCUGUUGUUAUGCCACUGUGGUUCAGAUGCCCAACAAAAUAUUCUGUGAUUUGGUUUCCAGAGUUGAGUGUGAGGGGAAGAUAGUAGAAAAAACACCAGACCCUCCUCAGGUGUGACUAAAACAGGACCUGUUGACUGCCCAUUUAGCUCUCAUUCAGAGCUGAUUGAACUGGCUGUAUGAUAUUCUUAGUUGAUGGCUUCCUUUUCAAUUUACUUCCAGAACAAGAAAAUAGGGUUUUGCUUAUCAAGCCAGUCUGAUGCAGACUGUCUGUGACACAACAAACAAAAUGUCAAAAGUGAAGGGAUAACACGGAACUGGGAUUUGAGGUGAUGAAAUCACUUCUUAAUAUCACAUUAUAAUAUGAGAAGGGUAACUUAUAUUGAUGAGAUGCUUUCAUGUCCCCUGGACUUAUCAAAACAGUUCACAACUAACUGAAUUGUUUAUUUUUAAGUGGGAUUGGUGCUGUUAAGGGAAGAAAUGUGGCAGCCAAUUUUAGCACAGCAAGAUUCCACCAAAGAAAAGGGAAUGAGGCGACUGACCUAGCAUAAAGGUCAACCAUUCGGCCAAUUGGCCCAUGGGAGUAUUUUUGUGCUGUGACAAGCUUCCCUCCACCCCAUCAGCAUAAGCUCCUUAUCUGAUUCUCUGCCCUGUACACUGUUUGAGCUGAGUCACCAAGACCGCAACUGAUUUAUCAUACAGGUCGAGCCUCUAAGUGCAUGAAUAAGACCUUCAGUCUUGUCUUAAAAUGGCCAAGGCAAUCACUUUGGCAGCCAUUAGGCACUCAUUCCCUAAUAACUAAAGUAGACCAGAAACACAUUGCGUCACUUAGUGCAAUCAUGUUACAUUUCAUUUAGUGACACCAUGUCAGAGUCAUGUCUGGCUUCACAUUAGAAUGGUAAAUUGCAAAAUAACUCCUUCCAACAAAGUAAGUGUCUGUUACUUUUUGUGAGAUUCAAAUUUGAUAUCUGUUUAGUCAUUUGUUUGGAUCUGAUAUUUGGAUCACAUGAACCUGCCAGUAUAACUGUCUGGUUUAUCUUGUGGAACACUUGAUGAGGAGAAUUAGACAAUCAUGGGGAAGAGAUAAGUAUCUUCAGUAAACCCACCCCACCCCCAUAUUUUAAUGUUUCCCUUGCAAUAUUUUAAACCUGUGUGAUACCAGUUUUUUGAAACUGAAGCAAUCUUUCUCUCCUCUAUGUCCUUGUAUUUUUUUCUGUCCCUGUUGAUUUUCACCUUCUCACUCUUCCAGGCCACACCACUCUUUGUCUAGAAAUACAUCUCAGACAGAAUUCUGGGUACAAAACCAUACCUAAAGACUGCAUGGCACAAACAAACUUUGCUUCAAAAUUGUUAUCAAAUUGUGACCAUUAGAGUAAUAAUUGCCUAUAUCAGUCAAUUUUGUCUUAAUGUCUUAAGCCAUGAUCCUAUAGUUGCAUAGUUUAUGCUUUGCAAUUGAAAUAAUUGUAUCCAUCAUAACCCACGAUUAGUGAUGUUAUCUUACACUGCAGUUGCAAAUAAAUAAGGUGAGGUACUUAGCAAAGAAUUGCCCGAAAAGGUCCACUUAAGUCAUCAGAACUAAUAGCUGGACCUGAGUAAAUUAGAUUUGUCAGGUUUAAUGCCAUAAAACUUUUGCUGCUGGUUCACUCCAGAAGCUGAUCUCAACUGCUGAAUUCAAGUACCUGUUCACUGUUUCACUGUCAAGUAAUACUUGGCAUGAAUUCUGCACUGUCAUGCACUAGUCAUAGCUCCAACUCUGUUGUUAGUCAGUACCCUCUGAUGAUGAAUACCAAGGACAGCUAACUGAUACUAGUUUUAGACUUUCUCAGACAGAACAGUCUCUUAGCUUGCCCAUUCGAAAAUCAUUUCAAUGCUCCUAUCCUUGCUAGUUUCUUCCCCACAGUAUAAUCAGAUCAAUUCCAGUGCACUUUGAAAAAAGGCAUUGAUUAAGGUUUCAGGUUUUCCUGAAUUAACAUUCUCCUCCAUUGUUCCCUAAGAUCUACUUUGAUGACCAUAUUUUCAUACCUUCGGGGGUAUAUAACACAUGUCAUGCUCUCUUUUUGUUUAAUUUUUGUUCCUUAGAGCAGUGAAGAGAUUAAGAAAUGUGCAAUGGAUGUGCAACGAACACCAAGCAUUCACUGCUGCAGAGAUAUAAACCAAAAAAUGAUGGAAACACUCACUGGGUCAGAGAGAUCCUUUGAAGAGAGUGAAAGAGUUGAUCUUUCAUGUCAAUGGCCUUUCAAUGAUUAGAAGCAUUCUAUAUCCACAGAUGCUGUCUGACCAGUGAAGUGUUUCCAACAUUUUUGGGUUUUUUUUUUGUUUCAGAUUUCCAGCGUCUGCAGUGUUUUGCUUUUAAAUGCCCUCAACCAGUCCCACUGGAUAGUGCUUCUCAAAGAGAUCCAGGGCCUGUGGGCAGGCACUUCAAGUCAAGUACAUGUCAACAAUUUGCAUUGUCCUCAAACCUUGGAAAUAGCUAUGAGUGGGCUCUGUUUGUGGAUAACCAUGCCCUCACUUGACCUCCACUGCCAUUAAUUGUGGAUGGAAAAUGUGCAAACCCAACCUAGAAAUAUUUGAGAGUUACUCUUCCAUUAAACCGGAUCAAUCUGAUUUUGAUUGGGCAUCAAGCUUAAAUACUCCACUGUGGUAAUCAGAAACAUAUCAAUAUGCCUCCUGAUUUGCUUCAUUUUCUAUUGUCUGAAUGAAUCUGUGCAUUUGAAUGUCUUGGCACAUUGAAUAUGAUUAAGAGACUUAUUCACAAAACAGGCCAAUGAACAGGACUAGACUACAAGUUUGUCACCUUUAAUUUGGCACUUUCUUUUCCAAAGUAUAUUCCAUGUUUCAGAAAUUGCCUCUUGGCAUCCUCUUUCUCCUGCAGAGAAUGUUAAUUCUGUGGGCAGGAGAUCCACUUCCACCUCUCAUCAGGCCAAAAGCUCUCUGGCUGAUUAUUCUGGGAAAUGCGCUUUAAGGGAGAACCAGAGUGUAUUAUUGACCACCAGCUUAUUUUGAGAUUCUCUGCAUCCCAGGCCAGGUUGCAGAAGGUGUUAUGCUUCCUGCAACACAGCAUCUUUUGCUGUUUCUCUGCAGUUUUCACUCAGUGCAUCCUGAUGCGGAGGCCCUGAGAUAGAAUUGGUCUUCAAUGUUUGUACAAAGCAGGUCUGCUGUCAUCUACACUCCAUUAUUCUCUUCCAUUGCCUUUUUAAAAGCAAAAUUAAGCAGCUCCUCACAACUCAGUUCCACUCCUUUUACCUUGACCCAAUUUCAAUCUCAGACUGCGAGAUGUGGAAUUGGCCAGAAUCCACAGGAUUGGGUGAUGGUGGGGAUGGGGAGAAUGCUGAGGGUGCAGGGAAAAUUGGAGGGGCUUCCUAUUCCUCAAUGUUGUCCUGCCACCAACCGUACAGAAGCCUCUGUGCCUACAAGGUGUCUCAUAGCUUCAUGACUUUAUCCUGCAUUGGCUUGUUUGCAUUUGACUGAUCCUGUUGACCUUGGAGCUGUAUUGUGAGUACAGACACUGAAUUCCCAUCUACUGAAUCUUUAAAGAAAGUCUUUAUUGUGCAGCAACAAUAGUUAUUAGUGACCUGAGUGACUUCAACUCAGUUUAGUGUAUGGUACUGUACAGUGUUAAAUCAAAUGUAUGCAUCAGUUGAACAUUGUACAAGAGUGAAGCCUUGGUAAUGUCAGGUUGGUGUGCAAUGUUUCCCAGACUAUAAAGACGACCAGUGUGACUAUAUCAACAAGGACAGUGGCAACACCCCUUUUCAGUAACCCUUUAAUCUUUGUUUCAAGGUUAAGAUAUUCAUACUUGUAUAUAGUACUUUGAGGAAGCCACAUUCCACUGUCUUACAUUUUAGCCCUUCUCAGGAAAUAUGUUGUUCCAUGGCAAAGACAGGUGGCUAAACUUCAGGCUAGUAUCAACCUAAAGUGCCCAAAUGCUUAGUUUUUUUUGGACAUGAAAUGGACACAUUUAAUCUAGAACCAAUCCCACAGAUGUGGGUUGGUGGGUUAAUUACCCUUAUUGUGUGAGUGGUAGAAUCUGGGAGGAGUUAAUAGGAAUGGAGGGAGAAGAGGUUAAAGGGAUUGCACUGUGAGUCAGCAAUGACUUAGUGGACUGAAAUGGUGUCCUAUGUUUUAAAUAAAUAGGGAAUAUGGAGCAGGAUGUGAAAUAUGGAAUAAAUGACAUUUUCCUCCAAAGAGCCCUUUCAGAUUAGCUGAGAUUUUAUUGAAUGACAGAACACACUCAAGGCCAAUUGACCCACUCCUGUUCUUACUUCCUAUGUUCCCUGUCUUGUCCCAUCUAUGUCUUGUAAGGCAGAUGGCUUGAUUGGGAAUUGAACUCAGGCCGCUGGGUUGAAAGUGCAGCACACUACCACUGUGGAUUGUGUGGGAAUCCUGCAGACUGGAGUUGACGUGCAGAUUCAAAAGCAAGUUUUACUUUCUUUUAGUCAAGAAGGACAAAAAGCAGGCAAGGGCAAAAACAGGCAACCAGUCCAACUCAAAAACGUAGUAAUCCACACACAGGUUCCAAGAUCCAAGAUCUUGAUGCACAAGGAUGAUCCAGAAAUGACAGGUAGUAAGCAGACAAAAAAAAAACACAAAGCUCAAAAAAGGAAAAAAAAACAUAUGUAUCAGAGGUUUUUGCUACUUACAAGAUCACACUGAAGACUGAGCAUAGAUAUAGGAAGCGGGAUUUGAAUACACACAUGUUAUGUGCAUUCAAUGAUCAAUAACAAGAGAGUCCAAUCAGUUCUGUAAAUACCCUUGGGGAACAGUGUCUGUCCCUAUUGGCCAACCCCAGAAUAGACCAGAGUCCUAACAGGACCCCCCUCUCCUAGGAACGGCUCCUGACUUUCCCCAGGGACGAUCAAGGUGGUGGUAAUGGAACUCCUGAAUGAGAUCAGGAUCCAAAACAUUCUGUGCCGAAACCCAAGAGCGUUCUUCAGGCUCGUGACCCUCCUAGUUCACUGGAUGCACCAAGAGUCCAGCAGGUGGUGGACUGCGUAUACAGGCUGACCAUCAACAAGCCUUGAAAUGGGGGUGGGGGGGGGGGGCGGUGUGGCUUGUAGCAGGAGCCAAAUGACUGGCAACCAUAGGCCUAAGAUGGAAAACAUGAAAGGUGGGGUUAAUCCAAAUUGAUCAGGGGAACAGGAGUGAACUAGAGCCACAAUCCUGGAGCUGAAAACAAUGGGCUCAGGGUCCCCUUUUGGAACCGGAGGCUGGAACAGGCUGAACAGGACAAAAUUGAACCUGUUGAAAAACAGAGCCCACUGGGUUUAGUCUUUUGACUUGCUGAAUGUACUCUGGGUUUUUGUGGUUGGUCUAGACAGUGAAGGGAUGCUGGCCCCAUGCAACUAGUGUAUGCAUUCUUCCAAAGUUAAUUUGAUAGCCAAGAGUUUCUUUCUGUAGGUGCAAGACAAUGCGAGUAGAAGGCACGUGGAUGUAACUUGUCAGAAGUCUGUUGAGACAACACUGCUCCAACACCUACAUCCACUUUAGCUAUGAAAGCUAUGAAAGGGAGAGUAGGAUCAAGGAGGUCCAGGAAUGGGGUGGUCCUGAGCUCUAAGAAAGCUCUUUCUUCUUCAGAGGUUCAGGUGAACUGGGUGGUGGCCUCUUUUUGGUCAGGGCAAUGAGAGGUGGUGCUAUAGAGCUAGAGAAGUGGAUGAAUUGUUGGCAAAAGUUGGCAAAACCAAGGAAGCAUUGUACCUGCAUGACAAAAGAGGGUUUGUCACUAGUCCCUGAAUGUUUUGAUCUUCCUGGGAUCCAUCUGGAUUCUACCCUGGGGGAUGAUGAGCCCUACGAAGGAGAAUUCAGAUGCAUGGAAUUCACAUUUCUCUGAUUUCAGAUAAGGUGGCUCAUGAGAAGGCACUGGACGAUUAGUCAAACGUGAUGAACAUGCUCAUGGAGUGACUUGGAGAACACCAGAAUGUCAUCAAAAUAGAUGAAAACAAAGCGGUUUAACAUGUUGCGCAGGACAUCACUGAUGAGGGCUUGGAACACAGCUGGAGCAUUACUAAGUACGAACAGCAUAACCAGGUACUCAGGGACCGGUAGGGAUGUUGAAUGCCAUCUUCCACUUGUCUCCUUCUCAGAUGCGGACCAGAUAAUAGGCAUUCUGGAGAUCCAACUUGGUGAAAACUCUGACUGCUUGGAGUAGCUCAAAUGCCAAUGACAUCGAUGGGAGGGUAACGAUUUUUGACAGUGAUUUUGUUCCGUCCAUGAUAGUCAAUACCGGGGUGAAGGCCUCUGUCCUUCUUCCCCACAAAGCAAAAAAACCUGUUCCCAUAGGGGAAGUAGAUGGUCGUAAGAUACCAGCAGCGAGGGCCUUAAUGUAUUCAUUCAUUGCUACCGUCUCGGGACCAGCAAGAGAAUAUUCUACUUCAAUGAGGGCAGGUACCAGGGAGUAGAUCAAUGGAGCAGUCUUAUUGGCAAUGAGGAGGAAGGGUUGUGGGUCUUCCUUUACUGAAGACCUCCUUCAGGUCCUGGUACUCGGGAUAGCUCAGGAAGAUCAGAAGACUCAGGAGAUGUAGAAGGUGGUGUAGAGAAGAGGCAGGCAGCAUGACCGUAGGGCCCCACUCAAGUACAGUUCUGGUUGGGAAUCCUAAGUCAACAGGGAAUUGGGGGAAUGGAUGAGAUGAAGUUGGAUUUCUUCAUGAUGAUUAUUAAUAGAGAGACGCAACGGGACAGUGAGGUGAUGAACACUGCCAUUACCCAGAGGUCUUCCAUCUAGGGCAUUUACAGCCAUUGGGGACUGUGAAAGUGUUGAAAAGAUUUGUCGCAAGGGGAAUGUCCAUGAAACCGUCUGCUGCACCAGAGUCCACCAGGGCUUGGAGGGCGUGCUGUUGGUCCUCCCAGGAUAUGGAGAUGGGAAGGAGGACACCAGUGACUGAGGUCUUGGGAGUGAAAGAGGACCCUAUCGCAGCCCUCCCUCCUCUGGAUGGGUUUGGGCUUUUCCCAAUAGCUCAAGACAGGUUGACCUAAAGAGGUCCUGUUUUCCACAAUAGAGGCAACAUUUCACCCUCAUUCUACGGUUUCACUCAGCCUGAGCAAGUCGCAUUCCUUCUAAGCUCUUCCAAGGCAGUGGCCACUUGAGGGCUCUAUGGUGGAGGUAGUAAUGUCCAUACUGUGGUCUUGAGUGCAUUAGGAGCUGAAUGGGGUUCCCUCCAUCUCUCACAAAGGCGAUUGUUCAGUUGAAUGGAGAAGUCAAUCAGUGUCCAGAUCGCUCAGCGCAUCCCUGGAUGCUAACUCAUCUUUGAUGGCAUCUGAAAGCCCAUGUUGAAAAGCAGCAAUGAAUGCUUCUCAGUUCCAUUGGCUCUCAGCAGCUAGGGUGCAGAAGGAAAUGGCAUAAUCAGUGACACUGAGGGUGCCCUGAUGGAGUUGAAGGAAUUGUUUGGCCGCUUCACGACUGCUGACUGAGUGGUUGAAAACCCUCUCCAACUCAUCCAUGAGGGGUGUGUGGGUAUGUACACCAGAGGCUCUUGCUACUCACAAGAUUGCACUAAAGAAUGAGCAAAGUAAGGUACAGGAAGAAGGAUUGGAAUACACUGACAUUAAUUGAGAACAUGUUCAGUCAAUGAUCAAUAACAAGAGAGUCCAAUCAGUUCUGGAAAAACCCUCAGGGAACCUUGUCUGCCCCAGCUGGCCAACCCUGGAAUAUGGUCUAUUCAUAUUUCAUAUUUAAGAGUCCAAACACUUAAAUGCAACACAAAGAAGAAAUCUUAGAUCAACAUCAGGGCAGGUGAUUCUUUCUGAACAGAGGGUUGAGGAGAUACAUGUCUAGGUGCUGUAAUUAGUUCAAGAUUUCUCCCAUCCCUCCCCUUCCACCCUCCCUCAAAUUCUGAUUGCAACCUGCACGCUCUGCCAGUAAGAAUUGUUUAGCAGAGCAAGUACAACAUUGUUUAAUCUCCUAAGUGUUAAUGCACUGGAAGAUGAGGAGGUCUCAGCUAAUGUCAAGUUCAGCGGCAAGCAAAUGGUCACCUAAAACUGUCCUUGGCAAAGAAUAUUUGCUGUUUAUUGCCACUGGAUUCAAAACAGGAUGGAGCUUAAAGAAAAAUGAAGAAAAUCUGCACAUGAACUCAGUCAGUGGUAACAGAUAUAGGGGCAAGUGUUUGUGUGGGAUGCCUAUUUCAGGACUUCUGUUAGUGUAGUGCCAAAACAGCAGUAGAAGCAUCAGUCCCUGAUCAGCCCUCCCCAAACCGCUCCUUCCCUCCCUUAGCUUGUUAUUUCACAUAUAAUGCACUCAGUGGAGCUAAUUGAUCUUUUUCAUUGCCUUAAACCUGAUCAAAGGAACCUCCUCCUACAGCUUUCUGGGGUUUUUGCAAGACACUUCUCUGCCAAAGAACCAACUAUUCAACAAACAGGGGACUGGCAACAGUAUUUGCUGGCCAGGCAGCGUUUGUAUAGAGCAGAGGUGUUGUUCAAACAGGCAAAAGGGGUGUUAUCAGUGUCGGAGCACUACAUGCAAAAUUAUUUGACAGAGCUUUAUUCUGUCCAAUCCUGGAGACUUAGAAAAACUAGAAAGGUUUUAGUUGUUGGUAUCACUGCAGUCAAAUGUUCCAUUCCAGCUUCUCUCAACCUUCCCAUCACCCUCUGAAGGAUUCCAAUGAAAAGGUGCAUUGUCAAUAAAUCAUAACCAUAACCAUAUAACCAUAUAACAAUCACAGCACGGAAACAGGCCAUCUCGGCCCUCCUAGUCCAUGCCAAACUCUUAAUCUCACCUAGUCCCACCUACCCGCACUCAGCCCAUAACCCUCCACUUCUUUCCUGUCCAUAUACCUAUCCAAUUUUACCUUAAAUGACACAACUGAACUGGCCUCUACUACUUCUACAGGAAGCUCAUUCCACACAGCUAUCACUCUCUGAGUAAAGAAAUACCCCCUCGUGUUUCCCUUAAACUUCUGCCCCCUAUCUCUCAAAUCAUGUCCUCUCGUUUGAAUCUCCCCUACUCUCAAUGGAAACAGUCAUUAAAGGACAUUUGUAGUAAUUAUCCAUUGGAGGUAAUUCUCACUUGAAUACCAUUUAAUUACCUCACCAAAUAUUGACUGCUCACCAACUCUGCAGCACUUAUUGGAGCUAACAGUUACAAAUCCUAACCAACUGGUGGUGACCAGUGUUUCCAAUUAAUGAGUGCACUUGUCUUACCAUAUGCAGGGUGCAUUGUCUUUUAUUAUUUUUAGCAUUUAUGGGAAUGUGCUCUAAUCCAAGCUGCUAGUAAGGAGGGGAUACAGUCAGAAAUUUGGUCCCGUAGAUGUUGUAAUAUUUUUAAUGUGUGCUUCCUUUGAACACAACUACCUGUAGGAAAUAUACACAGUCAAAUACCUAAUAAUGCCAACAAAAUUCUUCAAGUCAUUGGAACUUAUUUUUUCACUCUGCUCCUUUUUUAGCCUUUAGAAAUGACCUGGUAUCACUGCAGGUUCAAUGCUGGACCAGUCCCUUUGUCCUUGGGUGGCACAGUACCCAAAGGGAAUUAGAAGGCAAUAGAUGCUAAUUUAGACCAAAGCAAUGGCAAAGGGUCAGACUGAGGUAAAUCAAGAAGCAGUGGUGGUUGACUGAUAACCAACUUGGAAUUUUACAGCCCACAAGAACAGAUGAUUGACAGGUGGGGUACCCACUGCAAUCGGGUCCCAGAUGAAGCUGAGUUGGCAUGGCCAAAUCUUAACCUUCUCAGAAGGAGGUGAAAGAAAGACAAGUAAAUUAAAAACAAUCCCACUGAAUGUCAAUCCAUGUAACUCAUGAGUACAAGCCUAAAAGGAAGGAUAUUUUAUGUUCCUUACAUCACAAAUUGGUUUACUGAUAAUAAACCACUGGUUACAAAUUAUUCCCUGGUUGCAUUUCCUUGAGAAAUUAGUUAACAGCAAAUGUCUGUAACUGUUCUACCUUAUAAUUUUGUGCCUUAACUUACCUGCUUCAAUGCUCCCUUUUGUUAUACACUUUGCAUCGAAUGUGUUUAAAUAUAGACAUUUUUCUCUAACAGUUGAUGUUCAGUACACUUUAUCGUGCCCGGUGAUUGACCAGUUCCUACCUUUAACACGAUUUCUUCAUUAGACUCUAUGGUUGGGUUAGAAGAGAUAAAAUGAUUGGUUCUGUGUUGACACAAAUACACCAAUCCAAUGUUACUGCUCUUUGAUCAUCUCUCGUGGAGACUUGCUAAGAGUGCCAUAUCUUGGACAAUGCCAACAGACCCCCACUCCCCAUACUCUCAUUUUUUUUAAUGGCCUUGCCUUUGCAGAUAGGCCAUUGGUGCAAUAUGGUGCUGAUUUCUCAAACUGGUGUCCUUCAUAUUGGAAAUUACUCUGUGAGGAGUAAAGUUCAACCACAAGCCAACAGAUUCUCAAGAAAAGAUUGGAAAGAGAAGAGGGAGGGGGGAAAAGAGAUCUCAGUGCAUUUCAUCAAAAUUUCCAUGGAUAAAUUAUUGCUGAUUUUCUCUACCUCCCACAGUGAGUGAACUUGGUCAAAGCAAACAGCCGGGGAAUGAAUAUUAGCAUAUACACUGAUUGUGCAUCUGCACUGGUCGAUCACUAGUCAUGACCUUUCACCUGAAUAUUUUGAUGUCAAGUGAUAAUGUACCCACGUCCAAAUACAACUGUCAAAUAUUAAUAUAGCUCAGAUAAUCAAAGUGCUCCAUUUUUAAAAAAUGUGGUUGUAUAUAAAUCUAUAUUUGGGUGUGGUUGCUUUGUACAUUUUGUUAACAAAUUUCAUUUCUUUAUUGAAUGUUUGUCAAGCAGUUUACUUAUUUAAUGUUCAAUUCUCAGAAGUAAUAAAAGUUAGAAAUGUCCAA